Messenger RNA from Rubroshorea leprosula, 1522 nucleotides. The record is from the annotation of a GenBank genome assembly. NCBI's taxonomy places the organism in Eukaryota, Viridiplantae, Streptophyta, Magnoliopsida, Malvales, Dipterocarpaceae.
CCGCUGCGGCCUCUGAGUGAAAAACGCAAAAAAAAAAAAAAAAUUGCAUUUUUUCCUGUUCCUGAAUCAAGAUCAGAUCCUCCCAGGUCUUGGGGUGAGAAUUUUGUGAAUGGGGAUUCAGAUGAUGGGAUCCCAAAGUAAUGGCCAGCAGUCUCAUGUACAGCCAUCUCCACUGAUGAGGCAGAACUCAUGGUAUGGUCUAACUCUUAAUGAAGUUGAAAACCAGUUAGCAACCCUUGGGAAACCCCUUGGUAGCAUGAACCUUGAUGAACUUCUUAAUAAUGUGUGGAGCUCCGAGUCAAAUAUAUCAUCAGGAAUGGAUUCUGAAAGCACUGCAUCUGCACCUUCUCUCCAACGUCAGGCCAGCCUUACGUUGGCUAGGGCUCUGAGUGGGAAGACAGUUGACCAAGUUUGGAAGGAGAUACUACAAGGGCAGAAGAAGAGGUAUGGUGAUGAGAUGAAGGGACAAGAAAGAGAGAUGACCCUAGGUGAAACAACGUUGGAGGACUUCUUAGUUCAAGCAGGGCUUUUUGUUGGGGAAACUCCUUUAACUCCAACCAUGGAUAGCACUGAUAUCAUGAACCCAAAAAGCUUCCCACAGCAAAUAGUCUCAUCAUCUUCUCCAUUGAUUGGUGCUUUAUCAGACACAACAGUUUCUGGUCGCAAAAGGGAUGCCCAAGAUCCACUCGAGAGGACUAUUGAAAGAAGGUUAAGGAGAAAGAUCAAGAACAGGGAAUCCGCUGCACGUUCCCGAGCCAGAAAACAGGCAAGCCUUUGAGCAUGAUGUUUUUCCCUAAUUCACUAUCUGUAGAGUUGCUUUGAUUUACCCAUGACCUUGACUAAGCAUUGUGUCUUUCAACAGGCCUACCAUAAUGAGUUGGUGAACAAGGUUUCACACCUAGAAGAGGAAAAUAUGAAACUCAAGAAAGAGAAGGAAUUUGAGAAUAUGUUCCCAUGUGAACCAUCUUCUGAACCAAAAUACCAGCUGAGAAGGACAAGUUCAGCCUCAUUUUGACUUGCGUCCUGAAGUGUUACGAAUUUUACAGUGGCAUAUAUGUUAUGGCUCCCGUGUACAGCCUUGGUUUCACAAUGAAGCAGCUUGAGAAAUUUCCCCAGGCUGGAUUUUCGCUCCUGUUGCUAAUUAUGCGAGCUAAUCCACUUGUGCACAACCCACCACUGGGGUUUGGCUUUAUGUACAUCUAUGAUUAAUAUCUUAGAACUCAUUCAGCAACAAACAAACCUUGUUUAUAGGUUCAGGCCCUGUUUGUUUCGCUGAGAGACACUAGAAGAAGCCACUCGUGUUUUAACUUUUUUCUGUAAGGUUAAAAUGGAACAAAAAAAUAUGUAGUUUCUAUAGAUAGGGAGGAGAUGGCAUUAAUAUGUAGUUGAAGAUUGAUAUUAUACUAUAUAACAAAAAAAUUUACAUUUUUUCUUGAAUUUUGUGAACUAACUGUUUUAUCAUCCAACAUGGUUUUUUUUUUUUUUGUGCAAAUGGAAAAUUUCAUAAAUAGAUCAAUUAACU